AUGCAAGCGUCACCCUUCACUAGGAACAAUGCUGUCUGGGCACUGGCUUCUGGAACAUGGCAGGUCGAGGCGGUGCAGGCGCCGGCAGUAACUACUGACCCGGCGGAGCAGCCCAUCGCCCCAACGGUGGAGACCCUCAAUGAUGCAGAAGCAGAAAAGAGCAGGACGGGAUCGUCCGGCAUUUCUUCUGGUAUCCGGCUCGAGAACAUCGCCAUGACGUUUAAGAACCAGCAGGUGCUCAAGAACUGCAGCUGGGAGGUUAAAAAGGGCGAACGAGUGGGGCUUGUCGGUGUGAACGGCGCGGGCAAGACCACUCAGCUGCAGAUCAUCAUGGGCCGCCUGCAGCCCGACUCGGGGGAGGUCAUCAAGGCCAGACGCAACAUGCGGAUAGCCUAUCUGGCUCAGGAAUUCGACGUGCAGCCGGGGCGCACCGUGCGGGAGGAAUUCUACAGCGUCUACGAGACACAGAUCAAGAUCAAGCGGCGGCAGGAGGAGUUGAGCAUGUCGCUGGAGAGCGUGGGUGACGACAUGGACCGCAUGCAGCAGAUCUUGGACGAGCUGGAGAAACUGAACAACAAGGUCAUUGACUUGGACGUUGAGCUGCUUGACAAGAAGAUUGACCAGAUGAUGCCCGAGCUGGGCUUCAAGCCCGAGGAUAACGACCGCCUGGUGGCCUCGUUCAGCGGGGGCUGGCAGAUGCGCAUGUGCCUGGGGAAGCUGCUGCUGCAGGAGCCUGACCUGCUGCUUUUGGAUGAGCCCACCAACCACCUGGACCUGGACGCCAUUCAGUGGCUUGAGGGGUACCUGAAACAACAGGAUGUGCCCAUGGUGGUGGUCAGUCACGACCGCGAGUUCCUGGACCAGCUGUGUACCAAGAUUGUGGAGACGGAGCGGGGCGUGUCCACCAUCUACUCGGGGAACUACACACAGUAUGUGGCGAGCAAGAGCGAGAAGGCCGCACUCCAGUGGGCGGCCUGGGAGAAGCAGCAGAAGGAGAUUGCCAAGCAGGAGGAGAUCAUGCAGCGGCUGGCGGGAGGGGCACAGAGCGGCAGAGCGAGCCAGGCUGAGAAGACGUUGGAACGCAUUCGUGCCGAGGGCCUGAUCGAGAAGCCGUUCGUCCCCAAGAAGAAGUCCUUCACGUUCCCUCCCGUUGAGAAGAUGGGUCAGCGCGUGCUCACCAUCGAGGGCCUCACCCACGGCUACCCGGGCAGGCCGCUGUUCAAGAACUGCAAGCUGGAGAUAGGCAAGGGGGACCGGGUGGCCAUCAUUGGGCCCAAUGGAGCAGGCAAGAGCACACUGCUGCGGCUGAUCAUGGGUCGAGAAGCCCCCCAGUCGGGCUCCGUGCGGCUGGGCGAACACAACAUCGUGCCCAACUACUUUGAACAGAACCAGGCGGAGGCUCUGGACCUGGACCUUACUGUCCUGGAGACGCUGGUGCAGGCUUCUCCCGACGCCAAGCUUAACGACCUGAAGGCUCUGCUGGGCCGCAUGCUGUUCAGCGGGUCAGCCAUGGAUAAGAAGGUCCGGAGGGCUCUUAAGGGCUCAUUCGACAGAUGGGAACGAAAGGCCCGUCUGGCUCUGGCCAAGUUCAUGUGCACCCGGGGCACCCUGCUGGUGCUGGACGAGCCCACCAACCACCUGGACAUCCCCUCGAAGGAGAUGCUGGAGGAGGCCAUUCGGGAGUUCCAGGGGGCAGUGAUUGCGGUCAGCCACGACAGGUACUUCCUGCGGCAAAUCGCCACCCGGGUGCUGCUGGUGGAGGGCCGCAAGCUGCAGGACUACCAGGGCGACUACGAGUACUACCUGUCUAAAAACGAGGAUGAGGCAGUCAAGAUGCAGGAGAAGGAGGCCAAGGUGAAGGAGAUUGAGAAGGACAACAUCAAGGCCAAGUCCAAGAUGACCAAGGCGGAGAAGGAGCGGCUGAAGAAGGAGAAGGCCAAGGCGUUCCAUGCGCAGGCGGAUGCCAAGAAGAAGAAAUGA
Messenger RNA from Volvox carteri f. nagariensis, 1980 nucleotides. RefSeq lists its product as uncharacterized. The record is from RefSeq and is a predicted model, not a curated record. Lineage: Eukaryota; Viridiplantae; Chlorophyta; Chlorophyceae; Chlamydomonadales; Volvocaceae. Gene Ontology annotation, molecular function: ATP binding; ATP hydrolysis activity. The coding region runs from base 1 to 1980 and encodes 659 amino acids. The transcript has 15 exons.